UUCAAGAUUUAACUAAUCAGUUAUUAUUACUUGAGAUUUCCUAAACUUAAUAAUAAUUUCCCGUUGUCCCUGCUCCGAUUUAUUUAAUCAUCAUGUCCAGAUCUGUGAUGGUGACGGACCCAAUCCGCAGAAUAAACAACAUAUAACUGCCAGUCCUCCACUAGAAAAUGAAAAAGAGUCAAUCGGCGAAAUCCUUCGGAGACACCCAGAAGCCACCUGAGCUCGAAGGGACUAAAGCAGCAGAUGUCACGAAGAAGAUCACAAGGAUCUUGGAGCUCAUAAAGAACGAAGGCCAGAGUAGAAAACGUGGAGGCAAGAGCUGGAAACGAGAGUCCGAACUAGUUACGCUCGUCCAGGACUUGCAUAAACAGUAUCAAUCACUUUACGUGCUGUACGAGCAACUCAAACAAGAACAAGGAAGAAGUGACCAUGGAGGAAGCAGAAAGACUCAUCCUCCCUCUCCAUCUGGCUCCGAUGUUUCCGAGUAUUUCUCGUCUGAUGAAAUCGAGGGAAUCAGUGGAUUGAAUAGCGAUAUUGUUAAUGAGGAAGGGAUUAACCUAAAAGAUCUUUUGGAUUUGGCUACAAAAGAGAGGGAAACUCUGAGUGCUCAAUACACGGAAGCUUUGAGAAAGAUUGAGGAAGCAGAGUCUCUAAUGAAAGAUCUGAGAAGUGAGGCUGACGAGAGGAAAAGGGAAGUCUCUAUUCUUUCGGAGAAGAAUCGGCAUUUGGAGGCUGAAGCAUCGGCGAGGACAAUGGUGUUGGAAGAUGAAUUAAUGGGUGUGAAAUCUGAACUCAAGUCGUUGCAGCAGAACAGGAGACGCCUAAACGGGCAGCUUGAGAGCCGUGCAACUAAAGCCAAAGAGCUGAGUGAAGAGAACAAAGGGCUGCGAGCUCGUAUUUCCGAGCUUGAUUUGAUGCUAAAGAAUAAAGGGGAGGAAUUCUCAGACCUCCUAAAAAAUCUCCAGGACACCGAGAACAACAGGUCGUGUAAAGUGGCACAGUUGACUGCUCAAGUCCAUGAACUUCAACAGGAAGUGGAGUCCAUGCGAGAUCAGAAAUGCAAACUGGAAGAAAAGAUGCAAUCUCUAAGAAAUGAAAAUGCAUUUCGGGAGAAGGAAUUCGAUGAAAAGAUGGAAUCUCUCAGAAAUGAACUAGUGGCUCGAGAAAAGGAACUUGAUGAAAAGAUAGAAGUUCCUGGAAAGGAACGGGCGGCUCUACAGGAGGAACUCGAUGAUCUGCGGAAAGAAAUUCAGUCCUUAGUUUCCGAACUCGAAGGUAAAAAGAAUGAAAUUUCGGAGAACUUGAUUGAAAUAGAACGCCUGCAAGAAGAGUUAGCCAGGAAAAACAAAGAGGAGCAGGGAGUUUUGGAGGAGAGGAAGUUCCUUGCGCAGCAAGUCGAGGAUUUAAAACUAAAAGUAAGUUCUCUAUCUGACCAUGAACACGAAUUGGAAGAGAAAUUGCGGGAAAAAUCUGAUGAGACUGACCGUCUGAGAGAGGAAAAAGAGGAGUUUGGGGCUAAAGUUAUUGAACUCGAGAGAAGCUUGACAGAGAGAGAAAACGAGGUUACGUCUCUCCAGGACACGCUUCGAUCCGAGGGCAAUGCGAAUUCUACGCAAAUCUCGGGCAUGAAAAUCGAGAUUGAGAGCUUGCAGCAGGAGCUCAAUUCACUGGAGGCCCAAAAGAGCCGAUUGGAGCUGAAUAAUAGAAGAGAGGAAGAAGAAUCUUCUCGUAGGAUGUCCCUCUUGGAGAACGAGAACAUGCAGUUGACAAACAUGAUUCAGGACCUCCAGAGCAAGAUGAAUGAACCGGGAGGGCCCUCAGGAAGACUCAUCAGCAAGAACAGCAGCAAUCAGGUGAAGAAUUCUCCUCGGAGUUUGAAAUUGGAUCCUUGCAGCGUAGAGAAGAAGAUAGAGGAGCUUGCCGUAGAAUAUAGAAUGAACCUCGAGGAUAAUAUUCGCAUUCUAUGCCAAAGAAUUCUAGUGCUGGAGCAAUUACACAUUGAGAACAAGGAGAGUUAUAAGACCGCAAAGGAACGAUUCCAGGAAGAAUACAAGUGUCUCGAGGAGAAGAUAUCAUUUUAUAAGAACGAAAUGAAGAAGAUGAUGGAGGCGUCCAUGACGGCAAACAACACGAUCACUGAACUUGACUUGUUAGUUAGGAAAUCGGAUGAGAACAGCAGGAAUAUUAUGAAUCGGGUCUCAAAGGUCUCGAAGGAAAUUCAGCUCAUGAAAGACUGGUUUUCUCAAGUGAACCGCCACACUGACAGUAGGAAUGUGCAAGAGGAGACGAAGGUUCGGGAUUCACAAAACUUGGAGGAGGUGAAGAAGCUCGAGAAGAAAGUGGUGGACUUGGAAGGGAUUGUAAGGGAGAGAGAUACGGGGCUGGUGGCUCUCGGAGAAGAGAAGAGGGAGGCGAUAAGGCAACUGUGCGUUCUGAUCGAGUAUCAACGUGGUCGAUGCGAAUAUUUCAAGGAAGUUAUAUCAAAGAUAACGGUAAAAAGGAAGAAGUAUUAUUUCUUGGGAAAAGAUAUGGCAAAGCAUCGGUUCAGGGAUUCAAUAAAGUCAUUAUUUGGAAGUCAUAUCGAUCCAGAGAGAGAUGAACAACUUAAAGAAACUAUUACAGAAAUUGAGAACAAAGUGAAAAGGAUCUUGAAGCGUUUCAGAGGUGAAGAUCAAGCAGAGAAUGACCAGAGUCCCGUCACAGAUUUGAAAAAAGAAGAAUUAAUUGAGAUUAUAGACGAUCUCCAUAAAAAGUACCAGACACUUUACGCACAAUAUGAUCAUCUCACAGGGGAACUGAAGAACAAAGUACAUGGAAAACAAAGUAAGGAGACAUUGUCAUCUAGCUCAGACUCGGACUCGGAUUCAGGUGACUCAAAGAAGAGAAAUAGUAAAAAUGGAAAGCUGGAUACUGCCUCGGAGAAAAUCAUUGAAGAACUAAAGCUGGAAGUUGAAACAACAAAGUCAGAAGUUGCUGAAUUGACAGCUAGGCUAACUGUCUUGACCGAAGAGAAGGAAGCUUUACAGGCAGAGCAACAGGCAGCUUUAAGCAAGGCAGAGGAAGCAGAAAAUACCAUCAUAGAUCUUAGAACUGAAGCUGAGAGGUUACGUGAGGAGAAUUCUGAGCAGUCAGUUGAAAAUCAAAAUCUGACUGAAAGGUUGGAAGUUGCGGGUGAGGUUGAAAAAGAACUAAGGAGGAGACUGGAAGAUAUGACCAAGAAUCUGACUGCUGAAACAGAAGCUGCUGCGAAGAGGGUUGAAGAAGGUGAGAGAACUUCAGAGAACUUGAGAAACAUGAUUGACGUGCUGAAGGAUGAAAAGGCAGCCCUUGAGCAGGAACUUGAAUCAGUUAAACACGAAAUUACUAACAUGAACAGACUGCAAGAAUCAGCAGAGCAGAAGAUAGCGGAUUUGGGCUCUACUCUCGAGACCACCAUGGAUGAGAACAAAUCUCUAACGUCAAGACUUUCAGAGCUUUCUAUUGAGAUUGAUGAGGCACAGAAAGCAAUUGAAGUAGCUGUGGGUGAGUCCAGUCAGUUGAAGAAAAUAAUGGAAGAAAAAGAAAGAGAGCACUCAAACCUCAGAGAAGUGCAUGAGGUCCAUAAAAAUGAAGCCUCAGCACGGGUGGAAGGACUAAAUGCUCAGGUUGCAGAACUUGAACUGGAGCUGGAGUCACUGAAAACCCAGAAAAGAGAUAUGGAGGAGCAGAUAGAAAGUAAAUCAGCAGAAGAAGAUCGACUGGGGAAGGAAAAUACUAGACUGGCAGCUGAAAUUGCAGAACUUGAAAAACUAUCAAGAGAGAGAGAAGAUGAUAUCUCUGAACUGCGGAAGAAACUUGAGGAUCACAAGAAGGAGUCUCUUUCUAGGGUGGAGGAUUUGACUGGACAAGUUAAGAGUCUCCAGGGUGAUCUGGAAUCUUUAGAAGCUCAAAAAGCUGAACUGGAGGCACAGAUAGUUUCUAAAAGUGGCGAAGCAUCAAGUCAGCUCAGUGGGUUUAUGGAUCAGAUCAGUGCACUGCAGAAAGAACUGGGGUCCUUGCAAAAUGAGAAAGCGGAACUAGAGUUGCAACUUGAGAAAAAAACUCAAGAACUUUCAGAGCACCUGAUUCAGAUAGAAAGUCUGAAAGAAGAGUUGGUGAGAAAUAAAGAGGAUAAGGAAAAGGUACUGGAGGAAAACGGAGGUCUCGUUGCUCGGGUGAAGGAUCUAGAGAUUGAGGUAGAUGCCCUGCAGAGUCAGAAAAAGGAGUUGGCAGGACAGAUAGAGAGCUUGAACUAUGAGAGCGAGAAGUUGAGAGGGGAUAAUGAGGGGCUGCAAGGCAGAGUUCUGGAGUUUGAAGAAAAGCUCGAGUCUCUACAUGGACACAAGGGUAAUUUGGAACAGCAACUCGAGACAAAAGCCCGUGAUGUUUCGGAAUUUCUUAUUCAAAUGGAGAACUUGAAGCAGGAUUUAGCAAGCCACACGGCAGAUAAACGGAAAAUUAUGGAGGAGAGAGACGGAAUAACUUCUCAGAUGAAGAACCUUCAAAUUGAGGUGGAUUCUUUAAGCAGCAAGAAGAGCCAACUCGAGGAGCAGAUAGAGUGUAAAAAUCAGGAGACCAAUCAACUUCAAGAAGAAAACAAAAAGCUGCAGGAUAGGAUGCUGCAGUUGGAGAUUGAUUUAAAGCAGAAAGGUGAUGAGUUCUCUGCUCUGAUUGGGAAUCUUGAGCAGCGAGAUAGCGAAGCUUCUGCUCAGAUUGCGGCCUUGGAGGGACAGCUUGAUAGCCUAAGGCAGGAAUUGGGUUCCAUUCAGAUCCAGAGGAAUGAACUGGUAUCACAGCUCGACAAGGAGAGGCAAGAAUUUUCAGAAACUCUGAUGCAGCUCGAGAACCGGAAAUCUGAAUUGACGAAUCAGUUAGAAGAUCAGCAAAGAUUGUUGAAAGAGCAGGAGGGGGCGUACCAGAAGUUGACUGAGGAGUAUGAACAGAAUCAAGAUAGCCUAAGGCAGGAGCUGGGUUCCAUUCAGAUCCAGAGGAAUGAACUGGAAUCGAAGCUCGAGAAGGAGAGGCAAGAAUUUUCAGAAACUCUAAUGCAGAUGGAGAACCAGAAGUCUGAAUUAACGAGUCAAUUGGAAGAUCAGCAGAGGUUGUUAAAAGAGCAGGAGGAGGCGCACAAGAAAUUGACUGAGGAGUAUGAACAGAACCAAGAUCUGCUUCAGAAAUACAAGGAGAGUCUUGAACUCACAGAGAGCAGGAUCGAAGAAACAGCAGCAGAGCUCCGAACAAAGUCAGUAUCGAGCGACCAGGCAGUGGCUGAAUUGGAGGAAAUGGUCGAAGACCUGAAGAGAGAUCUGGAGCUGAAGGGAGAUGAAUUGAGCACUCUAACUGAGAAUGUGAGUACGAUUGAGGUCAAGCUUCGGCUGUCAAACCAGAAGCUCCGGGUCACUGAGCAGUUACUGACAGAGAAGGAAGGUUUCUUCAGAACUGCGGAGGCUAAGUACAAGGAGGAAAUUAGAGUUCUUGAAGAAAGGGUUGCAGAAUUAUCUGAAACACUGGUCUCCAACCACAAAAUGUUCAUCACUAUCUCAGAAGAAGUGACCAGGACCAUGAUUGGAUUGGAAUCCGUGGUGCAGAAGUUCGAACGAGAACUGAAUUCAAACUGCAUCCUCCAAGCGUCUGCUGAGCUCCAGAUUGUAAAAAACUGGGUUAGAGAGACUAGUAAUGCAAAACACCACCUAGAGGAAGAGGUCCAUAGUCUGGCGGAGCAACUGAAGAAGAUGACCCAACAGGAGUCGGAACUAAAAGAACAGGUGGAGAAGUUGGAGGUGAAAGCAAGGACGGAGGAAUCGGAGAAAGGGAAGCUGAGCAUAGCGUUUAACAAGCUCGAGACGAAAGUCGUGGAACUUGAGAUGAAACUGAAGGGUAAGGAGGAAAUAGCUUCUGUUCUUGGGGAGGAGAAGAGGGAGGCAAUCAGGCAGCUCUGUAUAUGGAUCGACUAUCACCGAGUCCGGUACGAUGAGUUGAAGGAAGCGCUGUCAAAGACGAGGGCCGGCAGGGGCAGGCUGCGAAGGGAAUAAUUCUUAGCCAUUCCCGAGUUCCCAUAGAGCAUGUGCAUUAUUAUUCUUAAUACUGCAGGUCGUGUUGUGUUCUGUGCUGAAGAUUGAUUCAUUUUUUAGGCGGGUGUGUUUGUUUGUA
Messenger RNA from Punica granatum (pomegranate), 6168 nucleotides. The record is from RefSeq and is a predicted model, not a curated record. NCBI's taxonomy places the organism in Eukaryota, Viridiplantae, Streptophyta, Magnoliopsida, Myrtales, Lythraceae.